Messenger RNA from Rhipicephalus microplus (southern cattle tick), 13196 nucleotides. RefSeq names its product Protein kinase C (gene Pkc98E). The record is from RefSeq and is a predicted model, not a curated record. Gene Ontology annotation, biological process: protein phosphorylation. NCBI's taxonomy places the organism in Eukaryota, Metazoa, Arthropoda, Arachnida, Ixodida, Ixodidae. Gene Ontology annotation, molecular function: ATP binding; diacylglycerol-dependent serine/threonine kinase activity.
CUGUCAAAGUAAAGGAGCGCGCCCGCCGACUGCGGCUUCGCGGACACAUUGCGCGUGCGCCGCGGCCGUUUUUCGCGCAUUGUGGGAUCGCUGGCUUGACCCGCAUAAUUAGUCCUCGCGAAAUCGGCCGUUCCGUGGGGGCCGGGAAAACGAAGUAAUUCGGAGGCGGUCUUUGCCGAUCUCGGUUGAGGCCGCGGAGACGUCCGAGGCGGCCGUCGGUAUGCGCGGAUCACGGCGCUACGAGGGCCACUGAGCCCCUGCGGCAAGAACCCCACCGGCGCAGAGAAACCCCGACCGAGGAGAGCUCCGGAGAGAGAGCGAGGAGUACCCCGCAGACAUGCCGAGCUUCACGGGCACCGUCAAGCUGAAGAUAUGCGAAGCCGUGGAACUCAAGCCGACAGACUUGACUACACGGCACGCGAAUGUGGUCGGCUCGAAGCCUCAACUGAUGCUGAUAGACCCGUACGUGUCCAUCAAUGUCGAUGAUAUCCUCAUCAGCCGAUCCAGCACCAAGCAGCGGACCUUCAAGCCCGUCUGGAACGAGUACUUCACGGCCGAGGUGCACGGCGCCCAGAACCUGGGGUUCACCGUGUUCCACGCGGCGCUGCCUUCGGACGACUUUGUCGCCAACUGCAGCGUCUCCUUCGACGAGCUGGUCAACUCGGCCAAGGAGCAAGGCAGCAACGAGAACGACAUUUGGAUUGACCUCGAACCCGGAGGCAAGAUCCAUGUGGUCAUUGAACUUAUCUCAGCGGAGAAUGUGGUGGCGGAGAAGCCGCGCGAGUUCAAGCAGCGGCAGGGCCUCAACCGGCGCCGGGGGGCUAUGCGGCGUCGGGUGCACCAGGUCAACGGCCACAAGUUCAUGGCCACCAUUCUGAGACAACCCACCUUCUGCUCUCACUGCCGCGAGUUCAUCUGGGGCCUAGGGAAGCAAGGGUAUCAAUGUCAAGUUUGCACAUGUGUAGUCCAUAAACGAUGCCACGAGUUCGUCGUGACCAAAUGCCCCGGCAUGAAAGACAGCACGAAUGACGAGCUGGCAGCGGGCAGCCGGUUCAACAUCAACAUCCCCCAUCGGUUUGUCGUCCACAACUACAAACGGCCAACCUUCUGCGACCACUGUGGUUCCAUGCUGUAUGGCCUGUUUCGACAGGGGCUCCAGUGUGAAGCAUGCAACAUGAAUGUACACAAGCGCUGCCAGAAGAACGUCGCCAACAACUGCGGCAUCAAUCCGAAACAAAUGGCCGAGAUCCUCAGCGCCAUGGGCAUCUCCGGCGACAAGCUUACCAAACGCAAGAAGAAACAAGGAAUAUCCCUCACCCAAGAGAUAUACAACCAGACCUCCAUCAGUGAAUCUCCCAACAAGUUGACGCAGUCCGUGUCGGAGAGAUCGCACACGUCCCCCCUGCCAGCCACUGCAGGAUGAGGAGAAGGGUGCAUGAGCUUUGGGGCGUACGACAUGCUGGCGUUGACCGACUCAUACGGCCAGCUGUCGCUUCAAGUGCCAGACACGGGCGGCGAGCCUGUCGAGAAAUUCUCUCCCACACCGAGCAGCCGCGACAGCCGGCGGCCGCGCAAGUUUGGGUUGGAGGACUUCAUCUUCAUCAAGGUGCUCGGAAAGGGCAGCUUCGGAAAGGUCAUGCUAGCCGAACGCAAAGGCACAGAGGAAGUAUACGCUGUGAAAGUGCUCAAGAAAGAUGUCAUCCUGCAAGACGACGACGUUGACUGCACCAUGACGGAGAAGCGCAUUCUGACGCUGUCCGCCAAGCACCCGUUCCUCACAGCCCUCCACUGCUGCUUUCAGACCGAGGACCGGUUGUUCUUCGUCAUGGAGUAUGUCAACGGUGGAGACCUGAUGUUCCAGAUUCAAAAGGCGAGGAAGUUUGACGAGCCGCGAGCACGAUUCUAUGCAGCCGAGGUGACGUUAGCCCUCAUGUUUCUACAUCAGUACGGAGUCAUUUAUAGGGAUUUGAAACUAGACAACAUUCUCUUAGACACGGACGGUCACUGCAAGAUAGCAGACUUUGGCAUGUGCAAGGAAGGCAUCAAGGAUGGCGUCACGACGACCACCUUUUGUGGUACACCGGACUACAUCGCUCCCGAGAUCCUGCAAGAGUUGGAGUACGGCCCAUCGGUGGACUGGUGGGCACUAGGUGUGCUCAUGUACGAAAUGAUGGCGGGCCAGCCGCCUUUUGAGGCGGACAACGAGGACGACCUCUUUGAGUCGAUCCUGCACGACGACGUCCUCUACCCAGUCUGGCUAAGCAAGGAGGCCGUCUCUAUACUCAAGGGGUUCAUGACCAAAAAUCCUGCCAAGCGGUUGGGCUGCGUGGAGUCGCAAGGUGGGGAGCAGGCCAUUCUAAGCCAUGCCUUCUUCAAGGACAUUGACUGGGAAGCCUUGGAGGCCCGCAAGGUCAAGCCGCCCUUCAAGCCCAAGAUUAAAACCAAGCGUGACGUGAACAACUUCGACCAAGACUUCACCAAGGAAGAGCCGGUGCUGACACCGGUCAACCCCGAAGUGUUGCGCAACAUCAACCAAGAGGAGUUCAAGGGCUUCUCCUUCGUCAAUGAGGACUUCAAUCCGGCCAGGUUUGCGGGCGAGGGCGGGCCCGCGACAUAGUGCCUCCUCUGCAUACGAUGGGCCGCCCCUUCUAGUCAUGCUCCACGCGCACACACCAUCACUCCGUUCCUUUUCCCGCCUUCCCUCUGGCGGCUGCAGUGCCUGGCUGGCCCAUUCGACCUUUUUCUCAACACUUCUUUUUCUCGUUUCGAUACCCCCAUUACUUUAUAAUUUUCAGCGGGAUGGUUCCCCAUAUGCCACGCUCAGGGCUGUGCCCUCUGAAAGUGCAACAACGUAAAGGCACUGUCGCUGCCGUCGCGCGUGGACUCCAGCUUCGAGCAGUGUUCUUUAUCCUCACAGUGACGGUGACGUCUUAACGGGCCUUGUUUCGAUGGUAGUGGCCUCCAGGUAGGGUUGUGACAGGCAAUUCGCAGACCCCACCCCCAUUGGCAUUUCCACGAAUACGGGUUGGUAGUCGAGAGACCCAUCGACACACUGCCAAAAUUUUGCUGCAUCUCGCUGGCAGUUUUUUGUCGCUCUUUCGUUUGAAGCCAUGGCGGGGCUUUUCCGAAUUUCUCUCCUCACCACCCUUUAAAGCUCAGAAUGUUGUGUGAGUGAAAGGAUCGCUGGGCAAAAUGUCUGCGCUAUAGUCAGAAGCAAGCGACAGGCACAAAAGCAGGUGCCCGGGCACUCGUUUCUAGUCUAGUACAGAGCUAAUUUUGUUUAGUGCCAUGUGCCCUGGGCUGCUACCACUUGUAAGUGCCCAGCCCCUAGGGCUGUCCUCUUAAUAAUUUUUUUUUGUCUCUUCAGUUUUGUCGCCAAGGGUUCUUCAUUUGCUUUGCUUCUCAUCUGGAAGUUCAUCCUUUAUUCUCCACAACAUCGUUUUCUAUAUUGAGUGAAUAGUUUGUCAUCGACUCAGCGUCACCUGCAGCAAGUGCAUUUCAGGCAAAAGCAUUUCUUGUAGGCGGCCAUGUUCCUGAAAGAGACUGUCGUAUUUACUUUUCGUUAAUUGGGCAUCUUGCUGAGCAUAUUUUUAGGUUUUUAUUCUCGCAGUCUUUCUUGACACUGCAGUGUUAAUGUUCUUUUCCCACUGUUCUACUUCCAGGUAACAUCCAUCGAACUUUUUAUUACUUGUUUUCUUCGCUGUGUUCACAAUUUGUAGCUAUUUAUUUAUUUAUUCUCCACAACUUUCAUGGACCUUAGAAAGGAGGGGCAAUCUCGCUAGCUGUGCACGUCUUUUGUCAGUAAGCGAAGGUCAGAAGUUCUCGUUUGUUUUGUCCACUUGUUUGUUUUGUUUCAUUAUUCAUCACAUUCUGGGCACAGGCCGAUAUUGUUGUCAGGCUAAUCUUGCAAGUCAGUCAAGGCCAACAUCUGCUCCUUUAUGGAGCCUAUAAAUUCGCAGUCACCUUGUGGUCAACAUCAUCUAUGUUCACUCUACAAGAACUGGUGUCAGUCAACGCCCAAAUUGGCUGUGAGGGGACAUGGACAAGUGGCGGCCGUCUUCGCCUUCUUUCAUUGCAUAGUUGGAGUUGCAUUGAGUGAUAGAACUUUUCGUUAAUUUAUAUUUCCUUGGGCUUCUUGCAGAAGCUACACCUUUGCCAUUUGGCCGCAGUUUGGUUGUGUUGAAUAGCACCCUUUAAAUGCGCAUCCACGUGUUGAUUAUCACUUACGCUUCUCUUCGUGAAAUUGUGCUUUGCUAGUUUUGCCAAAAAGUCUCAAAUCUUUGCAGCUGGUCUGAGGGUAGUGAGUAAAAUAAUCGCAGGCCGGCGAAUACCCAUUCUGCUGGUAUAAAUGGCUCCAAAUUUAAAGGCAAAAGCGAGACAUCGUGGGUAUGUAAAGAUCACCGUUGAUCCCCUCACCUUGAGAUGCGUACAUUGCGCGGUGAUACAGUGCUGCGAAUGCCAGUAGACACCCACCACAACAAUGUAAAAUAGGAAAUUUCCACUCUUCCUGCUUAAAGGUGUCCCAUCCUCUAGUUUGUUUAGAAAUCUUCUGUGCAUCUGGAACGAUUGGCUAGCCAUCACACGCGAGUAAUAAAGUGGUCGGUUUGUUGGGCAACACUACUAGUCAGCUUAGGCCGAGGCUAUCGGCUGGUGAAAAUAUUGUUACUUAUAGCCCGGUUUCAACAGUAAGCGAGCAGUGAGUCGUACUGCUUUGCAUCCUGCUUGCACGCCACACCAAAGAGCGAAAAGGUGCUUGUGCCUUUGUAACAAUGAGUGGCCUGGUGGCCCCACCGGUCUGCCGGUCCAGCAGUGCGUGCUACUCACGAAAACCUCCCAAAGACCGAGGCGACCUUUAGCUUGAUUCCAGCUCGGUGUAGGUAGCACCGCAGCAGCAUCAGUGCAUUUAGACAAUGGUUUGAAGCCGGUGAUUCGUAUUUGCUGCAUUGUAACACGAAGUCCGCACAAGUCCAACACGGGUGACCCGGCCUGCCGAUGGCCGUAGCAUAGCUGUGAUCGAUCGUAGAGCCAUCAACACAGCGCUUGUGUGUCAGUCGUCUAAACUUGAUCCUUUUGUGACUCGAGAGCUCCUCACAAUGUUGUGUUUCACAUUGCGUUCUACUCUGUUUUGUGUUCUUUUUUACAAUCAAUUUUUGUUUUGUUUUCUUGUUCUCCCAUGUAGAUAAUUGACUUACGCAUCAGUAUUUUUUAUUUGUUGUCACUUGUUCAGCCAUACACGCCCUGCGGCUUUACAUUUUCAGCCUCUUUGUACCGGCAUAUGCGUCAUCGUCGUGUAGUGAAACAGCUUGUGCGUUUUGCACUGUCCAAAGAUUUCGUCUCGCCUCGCUGGCAUGUCUGUGCUGUAUUGUAGAGUGUCGGAGAUAUUAGUGCUUCAUUGAAUUAAAACUACUAAAUCCUGAGCAGGCUUCCUGCUGCGCAUUUCCUAUACAGAAUUACUUAUUUUCUUUUGCUCUCAUGCCCUCAAAUACGUGUUAGACUAUCCUUCACACCCUGUAUCUGAAAAGCAGAUGGCUGAUCCAGAUUCUCUAAGUGUGCGGCAUUUGCCGACAUUUUAGUAUCCUUGAGCAGACCUGUUCGCGUGCCUGUAGACUUAUCCAAUUACCAUGGGGCUUCAUUUGUAAAGGUAACCGAAGCCUCUCUUGUAUUUUAUGCUCGAAACGGAAAUGAGAUCCUCUCAGCCUCAAUUUUUUGUUGAAAUAGUUGACGAUCAUUCUUUCUGAAGAAAUGGCGCAUAGUUUGAGAGGUAAUAUGAAGAAAUCUGAGCAAGUUCUUGCUCCAUGGGUCAUAAAAAAAAAGAAGAAAAGGAACAUGUUGAGUGCACGUAUUCUCUACGUGUCGCCAUACCUGUGUCAAACAGUUAUUGCCGCCAAGCAACUAUUGCAUUGCACGCAGCCCAAUUUAGAAAUUUCCUAGGACAUAAUCUCUACGUUUGAGGGUUGGUCGUGUUACGACCCGAGUGUGUACUUUCAAAUCUGGACGUUUAUUGCAUAGCUUCUGGCAACGAGCACAGGAAGUGUUCCUCAAGUCUUGCCUCUAUGCUCGGGAUGUGGCAAAACUCUUGUCACGAUUUUAAUCAUUCUGAAAGCUGCCGCAAGCUUCCAUACUUGUAAUUUUCCUAGUACCGUCAGGAUUUUCAUUUCUGCAGAAGCACUGCCUAGCUGUUUCAACCGCCAUCUUGAUGUGAUUCUUGGUAUAUCGUUUAUCAAACUUUCCAAGACUGCAACGAGGAAUGUGGGUUUGCAUGCUCUCGUAUUUUAUGAUUGGCCUCUGUCAGUUUCAGUCCUAUGACUUCUGCCUGCCUUUUAUUAAGUGCAAAAAUUCUUUUCAAGCUCUUUGCAUCUUAAGGGCUGUAUUAACAUAAGGUGAAUGUGUCUGCACUGGCUGUACUGUUUGGUCGCUUACGUUUGGCAUACAGUACGUCUUGCUGGAGCUUACACUGCUUCAUAUGCAUAUGUUUAUAAAACCAGUGAUUGGAACAACUUGCUCAGAUGAAACCAGUCGUACAAGUAUUAGUUCACCGAUUCAUCUGAAUCGAUUUUUGGCAGAGUGCUGCUUUGGUGUGCAUUAACUGCUUUGUAUUUGAGUUUAGAUUAGUCCGAGUCUUUUCGACAGUGGUAUUCCCGUCGUUUGUACUAUGUUGCUGUAAUGGCUCUUCGCUUCCAGUGCUUCGUGCAGUAGUCAUCGUGUAUUGGAAUACAAUUUGUCAUCGUUUGUUCUAGUAUCGAGGAAAUUGUAAAUUACGAUGGUCGAGCAUGUGUUUUGUUGCGAUGUUUUCUUUUUGGUAUAUAAAAAAAAAUACUGCCGUUUCACAUAGCAAAAUACUCACACGCACACAUCGCAAAGGGCACCAGACAGUGGCGAAACUGUUUGGUGCUUGGUGUGUGCACAUGUACAUAAUGUAAAUGCAAGUUGUUUUGUGGACAAGGCAUCGUCGUGACUUUUGUCUAUACCCGCUUUUGUCUGCAUUGUUUACUUUGAGUGCAUUCGUUUUUAUUUUUAAUUUUCUUUGCAUGUGUGCAAGUUGGACAGGCUGAGAACAUGCAUCAACUAGCAAUGUGUUUUGCUAUGGUAUGGAUUGUGAGUGUAAAUGUUUCACGAGGCUUGCUACUUUUGUCAACUUUGGGGAAAAUGGGAAUUGUGCGCUGAGGCUUCUUGUGACUCGCACUGGCUUAUGGGUUGACUUUUUUUUUUUGUUGUCCUAACAAAUGCAGCUAAAGUUUAUUGCGAUUGCUGUGUUGAGCAUGCGACCGAAUGACAACAAUGUUGAGGCACGGGUUUUGUGCUCAGCACCUGCAGAGCAUGUGUGCUCUAGUAAAAAAUGGCCAUUUCGUCUUCAUCCAAGCGCUUAAUGCAGAGCGCAAUGUUUUCUUUGUAAAAUUCUUUUUGUCACGAGACAGAGGUGUUUAGCAAUGUUUGUCUCUGUGUCGCCAUGGCGACUUGAGUUCUUGUUUAACGGUUACUGUGGCUGUGGUGUUCUUAUGCUAUAAAUCACAGCCUCUCUGUGUUCCUUCUUGAUGCUUCAGUGUGUGUCACCUUUUAUGCAGGUGUAAUACGAAAUGCUCGCCCAGCUUUGUCCGUCCCUAUGAUCGCACCAGCAGGAUCAUAUUGACAAUGCUUGCUGCAAUUUUAUCCAGCAUAAUUAGCCAAGGCUUGCUGCCUUGUCUGGUUGCAUGCGGGCACUCACUUUACACCAAUCCUAUUUGAAUUUAUUUUCAAUAGAGUCCAUUCUGUAUGGGGACGUUCCGUGACACUUGCCUGAAUUCUUCGGAUCGGGGUCAAAUGUUUCAGUGUAACUUUUGCUGUUCUCCGUGAUGCUUUGGUACAUUUUUUUACAGCUUUUGUCAGAAAUCUAGAUGCCACUGUUACUGAGUACAUGUACAGUGAUCACGCAUUGAAACGGGACCUUUUACACCAAAGUUACGCACAUCCUCUUGUUUCUGUUCUACGGAUCGUUUCAUAUCAGUGUAAUCUCUACUCAAACAUUUACAGCAGAGCCAACAUUACCUUUAGUGGCCACAUUUGUAGUGACAAGAGCUGCCUUGAGAAGUGGCACACAUGAGUCGUAAUACCAAAAGUCUUGAAUGUAGCAUUUCAAUGCAUGAGCACAGUAAUGUGACCUUUGCACCCUUGUCACAACCUUUCGAGAGUCGUAUUGAAGUCCCCAAUUGUUCAUUGGAACUCGGAGCUUACACCCUGAAGUUGAGUUUGUGUGAUGGCACAUUUCAUCAAUGAUGUAUGCAACUAUGAUUCCCAAGAGAAUGACUUCAUCCAGUAGUUAGGACAGUUGAUGUCGCUUAAUGCUUCUUCUUUGAUGCAUUAUGUUUCGUGAAAGGAUUACCUGUAACUUAGCCAAGUUAAACUGUAAUAUAGACAACAGCAGACAUUUUUUCCCACUGGACAGAUUAGGAAAUAGUGCUAGCAACUUGGUCAUAUGGAAAGUUACUGGGCUGCAUCCUAGAAUCCCUGCUCCCCUCUUCUCUGGAGAAUCAACUGAGGGGUAAUGCUUACUGGCAUAACUUUUUUUUAAAUUUAUCUUCAGUAUCUUUAUUAUUGUUUUUAAGAAUUAUAGUUAGCUUCAACUGAAUUGGAGGAGAUCACUGGCGAUUCGAUGAAACAGCAUUAGAUCACUUUCUUUUCCUGGAGAAGCAACCUUUACUCGCUCAAAUAUGCCAUUGAGAUUUUUGUUGUAUCCAUAGAUUGAAUGGCUCAGAGGUGUGUAAAUCACUCUCAGGAUCAAAUGUGGAGGAGCUUCAGCAAGUUUGCGGAGAAAGUUUAUCUGGGCAAUUUGCUCUCUAUUUACAUCACCAAAGAAGUGGGUUAAGAAGUUGGCCGAUCUCCGGGACGGCAAAGUUGUUGAGCAAUGUAACAACAUUCUUGCCAAGUAACCAACACUUCUUAUUAAGUUAUGCUUACAGUUCAGUGCUGCAACUUGUUCUGCAGAACGAAACCUCUGUUUUAGGCUCUGAGCUCCAAUGAGCAAAUGAUAGACUAAAAAAAAAAAAAAAGAUUUUGGUGCCAUAAGCUUGAGUGUGUGUAUCGCAGAAGCGGUGUUCCUACAGCAUUGUCAGCGUCUUGAGGGUCUACGAAGUGAAAAUAGGAGUGUGGAGAUAGUUGAAAUAUGGUUAUGCCUUGUUUGAUUCUCCCUUGAGUCGAAUAGUUUAGCUGUAAAUAAGGAUAGUUUCAUCGCAGUCUUCAGAUACAGUAGUGUCUCGAUGAGUGAACAUUUUGCAAAGCAAAGGCUCACUUGUUGUAAUGACGAAACGUGCAUUUGCAAAACAUGACCGACAGCGUAAAGCCACUUGCAAAAUGAACCAAGCUAAUUUUUCAAGCUAGCAUUUUAUUUCAUAUUGUGAACUUUUACACCAGGCAUGAAACUGCUAGAAAAAAGUGUGAUAAUUUUCAUCUCUGUGGCUGUGGUAGACAUAUAAACAAUUUUAUAAUGAAACACUCUCUGUUGCUCAGAUGCCAAAAUCUUCCGGCAGGGCUGUUACAAUUCACACUCGCCAGUGAGUAAGAAAUCUACGACCAAAGCAAUUAUUUGCCCGUAAUACUAGUUUUGAACUUUCAAUGAGCAAAUCUUCACAAUGUGCAGUGUAGUGACAGCUGAAGCAUCCUUAAUUGUUAUGAAAGUUCUAGGAUGUGAUAAUUGUUUCAAAGAAAUUUUCCCUCUAUCCAAAGACUAUAGGGUUUGAUUAGCUUUUGGCAAAAUUAGCUUUCAUUAUUCAGCCUAAAAACUUAUCAUUUGUUAACCACUCGUUGAGAACUAUUGCUCUCUCGAGAGUGCUAAUGCUCCAAGCAAAAUCUAUUGCCCUCUUGAAGAGUCGGUUGCUCUGUAAAGAGCCAAUUUCCCGUUGAAAGCAAAAGUGCAGCCGGACUUAUUAGCCCUUAUAACAGCUUGAAGCUCGCCAUAUGCCUCCAUUUUUGAUGAAAACAUGCAUAUUCUCUAAAUACGUAAAACAAGCACAUGCAAAAUGUUGUUGGACUUGUAGGCCUGCAAUGCCGGCUACAACACCACAGUGCCUGCAGGAAGAGCACUGGAUCUAUGGCUAUCACAACAAAGGAAAAAUAUUAUUUUAUGAAGCAUAAAAAAUUACCAGGAAAUUGGGCAAGUUGAGUUGAAUUGCUUUUUAUAUACACAGACAAACCGUGAUAUAGUGAAUACAGAUGAAAUUAACCAUCACUCAUCACAAAGCAAAUAAAAGAUAAUAUUGGAGAAAUUGCAUAUUCAUAACAAAGUUUUGGAUAUAAUGGGUAUACUGUUGUCUAAUGCAGCUUCUAUAUGAAAUAUGACUCUAAAACAGUAAAUGGCACACAAUUAUUGUGUGCUCCUUGUGUCACUAGUCCUAAUACUGUACUUUAAAUAAUAGCUUUCCAUGGAUGGUUUUUUAUCGGCUGGAUUUGGAAUUUGAGCAUUUUUCUAGGCAACCAAAAAUGAGGAUGCACCAAAAAAAGAUUCACUUUAUUGUUUAGAAGUGAGGUGUUGAGCGUCCCCCCAGUUUGGUUCUCUCUCAUACUCGUUGUUCGAAGGGGAGUUUCAGCUAGUGUAACCAGAGAUCUCUGCCUCAAACGCUGUAGGAAUGCCAUGUCGCGUCUGGCAACGACUCUAGUCACCUGCGCUGUGGCAUACUUUAAUUGUGGCUCUGUACAUGUAUUCCGUGUUUGUUAAUAGGUGUAGAAACCAUCUACAUACUGAGGCCCUUGUAAAGAUGGCGUGGCACACCAAGGAGCGUCUCGCGUAAACGCGCAGGAUACGUUGUUACGAGAGCUUCAGUAUGUUGAUGGCGCCUGCCUUUGUUUACAAACAUGGCAUGCGUCUACAUGUGUACAACUCGCGUUUACUUAUGUGUCAAGGGUAGUGGCGAGACGGUGAGAGUGACAUCAAGGGAAGGUAUGAAACAUUCUUGUUGCACGUAAACUCGGCUGUACCCAAUGUCCUCAAAACAAGGUUGAUGUCUUUCGUUUGUUAGUUGAACGCCAGUGCUAAGUCCUCAGCUACGGUGACACGAUUGUUUACAUUGUGCAUAUUGUGCGUGUGUGUUUUGCUUCUAGUGAAUGGCGAACAGCUUUGCCCUAAAGAACACUUCACUGUAGCAUAGCAUGGGUGCAUUCUGAUAGUUAGCACCUUGUAAAAAUUGUACAGGAUGGUUGCUACACUCGGGCACGUCUUUAAUUUAUGUCCGCUUGUGUUGUUUUUUUUUUUUUUUGCUUCGCCAUGGUACUUACUUUAUUCCAUGUGGCUGUUUUUGUUUUAUGCAGGUUUCCUUAUGGAACUCUUUUUCCAAGCUUAGUUUUAUUAAUCUCUCUUAAAACUUUCAGGCAAAUGACUUGUGGGCAGCAAUGUUGCUUUCAGUCGGUGCAGGGUAGUCGUCAGUCUUCAACGCGGAAGCGUGCGCAUGCAUUUGUCAUACGGUAAGGUACCUAGCAGUGAAGUAGUUGCUGUCUGACACGGCCCCUAUUUUACCAUCCAGCCAAAGGUUUGGUUCGAACGCCGGUGAGGAGGUCAUGUCUGAAGUUGUCAGAAGCUUGUCUUUGCGACUGGAUGCUGUAUUCCCUCUCCACCACCUUAUGCACAAAAACUAGGUGUGGCAACGAAUCACAGGCAGCCAGCCAUCUUCACGGGCUGUCUCCAGCUCCCAGUUAUUCCAGCCAAAAGGUCUCGGCUCUUGGCGGAUCCCGUGAUUUCAGCCCGAGAUAGUCCCAAAUCGUGCUCCCAUGCCGCCACAGCGCUUUUUCUUUUUUCAAAGGAGGUAGUGGUGCAGCGCAGCUGUCCCAGAGAGCCUUGAAUGCCGUUGGCUCUAGAUGCAACAGGAGGAGGUUGCUUUGCGGCGCCCCUCAAUUUUCCCCGUCGGUCUGACAUAGCACCGUAUAGGCACGCUGUUCUUCGUUCUCUCGCGCAUUGAGUGGGAUGUGCGUGUUUGUACAGAAAAAAAAAAAAAACGAGAUGCAGCAGCUUAGAAGCAAAUGCACCUUUAGAUCUGCACAAUCAACUCGUUGGUUACCUAGAUUUCCCCAGAGCGUAAAAAGCAGCAGCAGUGUAGAAGUAAACGUGGCAGCACCUCUUUACACCUUGUUCAAACCCGUGAUGCAGUGGAGCCAGCGUCGUUCUCCCCAACCUCGAUGACACCGGGAUGCCAAGAGAACUGUUGCGUGCGCUCGUUUAACUGCCAGGCGUGGCUAGCGCGUCAUCUCCAGCCUUCGGUUUCAUUUUUACUUAGUCGUCGUUCCAUAACGGGAUCUCAAUGUUGCGCAGAGCUUUCGAUUGGGACGCAAGCUAGUCGGCUAGAGAUGCCCCGCAGCUCGUCCUGGCACUUGUAACUGACAUGGUGUGUGUGGUUGUUGUUGUCUCCUUCUGUGACGAAACUGGGCGAGUUUUCAUUGCCGAUCUGUGUUUGCGCCGUGCAGGGUUUGGCCACUGGGCCUUGAUGCCCGCAUGCCUGCUUCGUGUGUAAGUGUUCACAUUUAGAUACCACCCCCCUCCGUUUAGGAGAGGCGGAACCGGAAGACGUGACCUCGUUUGGAUGAUUAGGAAAGAGAAGACUUUUUCUUAGACUUUUGCGGCGGUCUGUGCAGGCACAGGAGAUGCAAUUUUUUGUCACGGCGGUUCGCGUGACAACUCCUGCACGCGACAUCAUCCUGCCUCUUGAGGAGCCAUUGGAAGCAGAGCGAUGGCCUCUCUGUAGUUUUCAGACAAAGCGAUGUAGCAGCAGAGUUAAGCAAUUUGUCUAGACACACUGCACUUACACACAAACACACAUACACAAAAUGUGUUGGCCAGACCGGUAUGUGCUGGUCGUCAUUUACAGUGAGGACUUUAGGAUGAGGGAAAAGUGCAAAAGGAUGUUAUAAAUAUAUACAUAAGGUUACUCACACAGUAUAUGUAUAUAAAAUAAAAAUAUUGACAACAAGAUUGGUGUGAAGUAGAAGCAUUUGUAAACUCUGUACAUUCAACUGUGUCUGUUUUGAAAGCAUGGUCUUUAAAAAGAAAUUGAAAAAAACUGCAACGUGCUGGUGGCACACAGUGGCCCUCAACCAUAGGUGUUAGGCUCCUGAAUCUGGUGCUGGCACGACUGUUCUGAUAUAUUUUGUCUGUGGUUCUCAUGCCCUCGUGGACAUUGCUGCUAAUAAACUCAUCUGUGAUGCAAAGAGAGAAAAAAGAAAAAAAAAAGUACAGCAGAAAA